AUGGCAGAACUUAAGAAAUCUAGUAAUUUUGAAAGCGUUUAUAAAUUCUUUGAGGAACUUUCUGCUAAAAGAAAUCACGAAAUGAUUCAAAAAGCCUGCGAAGAAGGACUUUGGAAAAAGACAAAUAAGUAUGAUAAUAAUGUACUUCAUACAGCAUGUGAAAAAGGAAAUCUCGGACUUGUCAAAUCACUCAUCGAAUGCGGUUGUGAUAAAGAAGCAAAGAAUAAUUGUGGAAAAACUCCACUAAUUCGUGCAUCAGAAAAAGGUCAUCUUGAAGUUGUUAAAUAUCUUAUCUCUAUUGGAGCUGAUAAAGAAGCAAAGAAUAAUAAUGGAUCUACUCCACUCAUUUGUGCUUCAUCUGAUGGUUAUCUUGAAGUUGUUAGAUAUCUUAUCUCUGCUGGAGCUGAUAAAGAAGUAAAGGAUAAUGAUGGAUAUACUCCACUCCUUUUUGCAUCAGAAAAAGGUCAUCUUGAAGUUGUUAAAUAUCUUAUCUCUGCUGGAGCUGAUAAAGAAGUAAAGGCUAAUGGUGGAUAUACUCCACUCAUUUGUGCAUCAUGGUAUGGUUGUCUUGAAGUUGUUAAAUAUCUUAUCUCUAUUGGAGCUGAUAAAGAAGCAAAGAAUGAUUAUGGAUGGACUCCACUCCUUUUUGCAUCAGAAAAAGGUCAUCUUGAAGUUGUUAAAUAUCUUAUCUCUGUUGGAGCUGAUAAAGUAGCAAAGGAUAAUGAUGGAUAUACUCCACUCCUUUUUGCAUCAGAAAAAGGUCAUCUUGAAGUUGUUAAAUAUCUUAUCUCUGCUGGAGCUGAUAAAGAAGUAAAGGCUAAUGGUGGAUAUACUCCACUCAUUUGUGCAUCAUGGUAUGGUUGUCUUGAAGUUGUUAAAUAUCUUAUCUCUAUUGGAGCUGAUAAAGAAGCAAAGAAUGAUUAUGGAUGGACUCCACUCCUUUUUGCAUCAGAAAAAGGUCAUCUUGAAGUUGUUAAAUAUCUUAUCUCUGUUGGAGCUAAUCAAGAAGCAAAGAAUAAAGAAGGAAAAACUGCAUUCGAAGUUGCAAAAGGUAAUGUAAGAAAUUUCCUAAAAGUUUAUGUUUAA
Molecule: messenger RNA, 1086 nt
Organism: Trichomonas vaginalis G3
Lineage: Eukaryota; Parabasalia; Trichomonadida; Trichomonadidae
Product: ankyrin repeat protein family
Exons: 1
Coding region: 1-1086 (361 amino acids)
Molecular function (GO): protein binding
Source: RefSeq, a predicted model, not a curated record